This is a messenger RNA of Xiphophorus couchianus (Monterrey platyfish), 2102 nucleotides long. RefSeq names its product RFT1 homolog (gene rft1). The record is from RefSeq and is a predicted model, not a curated record. Gene Ontology annotation, cellular component: endoplasmic reticulum membrane. Gene Ontology annotation, biological process: dolichol-linked oligosaccharide biosynthetic process; glycolipid translocation. The transcript has 10 exons. Lineage: Eukaryota; Metazoa; Chordata; Actinopteri; Cyprinodontiformes; Poeciliidae. Bases 145 to 1770 code for a protein of 541 amino acids.
UCACGUAAUUACGUACAAUGUGUACGGAAGUGCUUGUGUUCCACUGUGGAUCCGUUCUACGUAGCGACUCUACGAUGUUUUCCCGAUUUAAAAACCAGCCGGUUCCUCUUUGACGUCCGAACCGAACUUUAUAGAGGGUCCGAAAUGAGCACGCAGGACAUCUUGAAAAAUGCGUCCACUUUGGCGUCGUACAACGUUUUGCUGCAGGUGAUGUUCCGUGCCCUCACCUUCCUCCUGAACGCCUUCACGCUGCGGUUCGUCUCCAAGGAGCUGAUCGGCGUGGUGAACGUCAGGCUCACGUUGCUAUAUUCUACGUUAGUGUUUUUAUCCAGAGAGGCUUUCAGGAGAGCCUGUCUGAGUGCAGAAUCGGGGACAAGCCGCAGCUGGAGACAAGUCAUCAACCUGUUAUGGCUGACAGUGCCUCUUGGUGUGUUAUGGGCCACCCUUCUCGGAUGUGUGUGGCUGUGGCUCCUGGAGGUCCCAGAUCCCCAGACGGUGCCUCACUACGGCCCUGCUGUGGUGCUCUUUGCCCUCUCUGGAGUUCAGGAGCUCCUGGCUGAGCCCCUCUGGGUCUUGGCUCAAGCGCACAUGCUCGUCCAACUCAAAGUGAUCGCUGAGAGCUUGGCUAUGAUCACCAAGUGCAGCGUCACUGUGGUGCUGGUGGUGUUUGCCCCCGAUUGGGGUCUUUACAUCUUCUCUGCUGGCCAGUUGGUGUACACUGGAUUUCUGGUGUUGUGCUACGUCCUCUACUUCAUUUGUUUCUUGGGCUCCAAAGAAGCAGCAAAGAUGACCUUCCCUCUGCAGCAUAUCAGAGAUCUGCUGCCAAGCAAAGCUGAUGGAGAGCCGCUGGUAGACUGGACCGUGGCCCGGCUCACUUGGAGCUUCUUUAAGCAGUCGUUCCUGAAGCAGAUCCUGACAGAGGGAGAGCGCUACGUCAUGACCUUCCUGAACGUCCUCAGCUUCGGAGACCAGGGCAUCUACGACAUCGUCAACAACCUGGGCUCCAUGGUGGCACGCUUCAUCUUCCUGCCCAUCGAGGAGAGCUUCUACAUCUUCUUUGCCAAAGUGUUAGAGAGGGGACGCGAUGUGGAAAGUCAGAAAAAGGAAGAUGUGGCGAUUGCAGCAGAAGUCCUGGAGUGUUUGCUGAAGCUGGUGCUGGUAAUUGGACUAAUCAUCUCAGUGUUUGGAUAUGCAUACUCUCACCUGGCUCUGGAUCUGUACGGUGGUGCCCUGUUAAGCAGUGGAUCAGGACCUGGUUUGCUGCGGUGCUACAGCUGCUAUGUUCUCCUUUUGGCUGUGAACGGAGUGACAGAGUGCUUCGUGUUUGCUGCCAUGAGCCAACAGGAAGUCGACAAGUAUAACCUGGUCAUGCUGGCUCUGUCCGUGUCCUUCCUCCUCCUGUCCUACAUGCUGACAUGGUGGGCCGGUGGCAUCGGCUUCAUCCUGGCAAACUGCCUGAACAUGGCCCUGCGUAUUUCCCACAGCCUGCUCUACAUUCACCGCUACUUCCAGUCCAGUCAGUGGAAACCGCUGCGAGGCCUUUUGCCUUCCCCGCUCCUGCUGGUGGUGCUCAUUAUCAGCGCAGGCGUAACUGCAGGGUCUGAGGCCGUUUUCUGCUGCGACGGCGGCUGGCUGUUCAGGAUGGUCCAUAUCGGCGUUGGAGGAGUUUGUCUGCUCUUCGUCCUGCUGGCUGUUCUUCUCACUGAGACUCAGCUGAUGCAGUUUGUGAGGACUCAGCUGUUGCCUCGCUACAGAAAGAAACACACCUGACCAACCACACCAAAGACUGCUGCUGCUGCUGAGGAAUGAAAAUAUUUUACAUCAACAAGCAGAUUAUCAACUAAAUAACAGUUACUGUCUGUCAAACAGAGGGGGAAUAUAUUUUUUAAAUUGGACCUCUUACUCUAACAUUCCUGUGUUGAAUGUUUGCCAAAUGUUAUUUCUGUUUCAGGAUCUAAGCCUGAAUGGAAAACAUGGAUGUACUUGAAGAAUGCAGUUUUUUUUUGUUACCAACCUUUAUUUUGCACUACACGGCUACAAGUGUAUGAAAUGUUAAGUUAAGCGAACAAACCAAAAAUCUAACAAUUUGAAUGCUUAUCGAA